UUUGGUCGUGCUGUGAAAUAGUUAAAAGUCAAAUUCGCGAACAAAUCGUUUUUUUUUGGAUCGUUUUUGUGCGUUUUCGAAACUUUUGAUCGUUUCAAAGUCGAUUGUUGUGCGUUUUUUGUUAAAUUUUGUUUUCACUUGUGACCUCUAGAUUGUGAUCUGUGAGAGGUUCAAUUGAGUUUUUCUAUUGUCUCUCCUGUCGGUUAAUUAGUAUGCGUAGACACGUAAUUUACAACCACAUACACGGGUCGGACGAGGAAGAAUGUUGUAACGCUCCGAGAGACUACAACAGCCUGAGGAGGGAAUCCAAAAUGCUAUUGUUCAGAAGACCGUUUCAGUCCGUAACGGACAAGCGAUCUCAGAACAACGACUGCGGAGAGAACAGCAUGACCAUCGUCACAGAGAAGAAGAUAGAAGAUGACGCGUCGGAGUCUUCUAGCGGAGAAAACGUAGAUAUAGAAGAUAAGUCUCUACCGAUAGUGGAGCCAGCACUCGAGUCAUCAGAAGUCGGCCACGCCGCGCAGUGUUCCUGCCCGAACUGUGAUGAAAUACUCUCCAGGUUCUCUGAAUGCAGCAUAUGCUUGGAGCCCUUACAGUGCUGUGGCCCCUGCGUGUGCCCGUGGUGCGGCGGCGUGUGGUGCGCGCGCUGCUCGCGCCGCAUGUCGCGCUGCGCGUGGUGUCGCGGCAGCUUGCGCGCGCCCGCCGCGCCCUGCCUCGCGCUGCAGCGGCUCAUCAACGACCUCUUGCUGCCAUGUCGGAACUAUAGACGAGGAUGCACAGAACUGUUGACAGCGACCAUCAGAGCCAAACACGAAGAAGAAUGCAAAUAUGACACAAUGAUUUGCCCAAUCACACCAAACUGCUGCUCCGUACCCUUCGAGGAACUAUCAGGUCACCUCCAGUCAAACCACAACAUAAUAGCCGUCUACUCACAGAAGAUCAAGAUAUUAAUAGAAAACUUCCAAACGAAACUAAAGAAAACUGCCUGCUGUAGAACCAAAUACAAAAUCGUAUUGCUCUACCAAAAAAGCGCUUUCAUAAUCAAAGUUUGCAUAUACAACUAUCACGUUAAAGUUGAAGUCAUGAGACGGAAGCUAGGUUACAUCGCUGAUGUGAAAUCAGAGUCAAAGAAAAGUGACUACUGUGCACUGAUCGAGUUUCAAAGUAAGGCAUUGUGCACUAAAUCAGCAAUACUUAUUGAAAAUGAAGCAUAUAGUAAAAAAGCUGAAGUGCAAUGGAACGAUGUUAUUCUUAAAUCGGAAAACGAUGAAGCUAUUACCAUUCAUGUUAAUAUUGGUAAAACUGAUUCUGAACCUGUUAGGAAAGAUCUACCUGAAUCAUGAUAAGAUCGAGGACAACAUGUAUUGAGUGUACACGGUGAACUAAAAGGCAUGUGAUAAGAGGACGCUUGCUUUUGAAGAUGUUUUAAACUGGAUAAAUUUAAAACAAUCUUCAAAUAUUAAUAAGAGGCCAAAAGAACUUAAUGGUUUAACAAAACCAGAGCUUGUAUUAUAUUAACUCUUAUGAAAUCAACGAUGAACUUAAAAUAAUUUUAAAAUUGUUUACGAGGUGAACAGGAAUUCCGUUUUAUUCCUUUUCAAUACGAGGCUUUUGUAAAGUUGAUAUUUUAAGAGUGUUCCUUAACAUUACAGAUAUUUUCAAAUAUUUUAGAUUAUACAUUCCAAAUGUUUUUGGAUCAUAUUUUUUGUGAUUUUAAUGUAAGAUAGAUAAAUAUGUGGAUAGUCAGUUUUCAAGUUAGCUAUACAAUGACUGAUAUAGGCAUACGAGUAAAUUUUAGAUAUGUACUUACAUAUUAGGUACGAUUGUAUUUAAAUAUAAGAUUUUAAAUAAAUAGUUUGAAUUCCUA
Bicyclus anynana (squinting bush brown) is the source of this 1867-nucleotide messenger RNA. RefSeq names its product probable E3 ubiquitin-protein ligase sinah. Gene Ontology annotation, biological process: multicellular organism development; proteasome-mediated ubiquitin-dependent protein catabolic process. Gene Ontology annotation, cellular component: cytoplasm. The record is from RefSeq and is a predicted model, not a curated record. The transcript is spliced from 6 exons. Bases 213 to 1343 code for a protein of 376 amino acids. Lineage: Eukaryota; Metazoa; Arthropoda; Insecta; Lepidoptera; Nymphalidae. Gene Ontology annotation, molecular function: ubiquitin conjugating enzyme binding; ubiquitin protein ligase activity; zinc ion binding.